AUCGUCGUAGGAAGAUACGCCAAUUCGCUCUGAUGCAUGCUAUGCUGAGUGAUACGGUUAGCUGUUCAACAGUUGCUUCUCCAAACAGAUCACCUUUGCCAUGGGUUGUGCAUUCAUGUUUAUCUUAUUCGCCGUUUUUGGACUGAUUCAUGCGUAUGCCGCUGUUACGGCGAAUCCGGAUACGUUCAAAGUAGCCAUGGGCAAUGUGCUCUUCUCUGGAUUCUUUCAAUCGUUCCUGUUUCAGCUACUCGUUUACAGCAAUCGGUUGAACUAUGAGUGCAAACGAUGCAGCGUUAUAAUCCAGAAAGUAGUUAGUUACGGACAAUAUGACAGAACGAUUCUGAAGGAAUGCAGGCAUUUUUCCCUCCAGUUGAUGCAUCAUGCCCCAAGUGUUUCAUGUGGAAUGUUUGACUUCGACUGGGAGCUCUGUUAUACGAUGGCCGGCUCCAUAACUACGUAUCUGGUGAUUCUACUUCAGUUUGAUUUCGCCAACUUAAAGAUGCAGGUCGAAACUAUCUAAGGGAUGCAUCAGUAUAGUUGCCAGU
Messenger RNA from Aedes aegypti (yellow fever mosquito), 545 nucleotides. It is a transcript of the gene Gr55, whose product is annotated as gustatory receptor 10a. The transcript is spliced from 3 exons. The coding region runs from base 101 to 520 and encodes 139 amino acids. Gene Ontology annotation, biological process: sensory perception of taste. Lineage: Eukaryota; Metazoa; Arthropoda; Insecta; Diptera; Culicidae. Gene Ontology annotation, cellular component: dendrite; membrane; axon. The record is from RefSeq and is a predicted model, not a curated record.